GAUAGUAAUCGGCGGGCUUCGAGCGGACCUCCAGCGGGCCCACAGCGCGCCUCGGACGGGCCUCGAGCGGGUCUUAAUCAAACCUCGGCGGCGAGCUGGCGGCCUAGCGUACCUGACCCGCGCGUUCCGACGUGAGCCAGUUCCGACGUAGAGCGCGAACGACUAAGGCUAAUCCUAAUAGAACCGGCUAGAUCGCGUCCCGGACUCCGGCUCGGCGCAACGAUCGGACAGCGAGGAAGCAGCGACCGGAAACGAUGGGAAAGCCGUUACACUGGAUCGUAAUAUUGCAGCUAUCGUCCACGUUCGCUUACACGUACGAUACUUGGUAUCGCGGGGACACGAAGCGCCCAGUCGACGUGAUCACCGACGUCAUCAACGAUCUUGGGGUGAAGAUUCUCCAGCAGUAUUCGAAUCAUGGGAACGUGGCGUUCUCGCCCACGGGGGUUGCUUUCGUGUUGGCUGCGCUCUACGAAGGAUCCGCUGGCAGAGGCAGCCAACAGAUCGUCGACGCCGUGGGAUUACCAGCCAACCGGGACGUCACCAGGAUCGGCUUCAGGGAUAUUCAUCGACGAUUGAGAAGCUACCUGAACGCCGACGGAUUUCUGGGUGGGCUGACGCUGAGCCGAGAGAACACCAGACUCCGGCCCGAGUACGAGGACAUUCUGAGGUUUUACGGCUUCGAUCUGUCGAGCAUCGAGCAAGAGGCGAACGUUACCGUUAGCGUGGAGGACACGUCGGCUACGACCGAGCUCCCGACUUCCACGGUCGACUUGACUUCACUCCCGGUCGAGACGACGAGCACCGGGAGUGCGACCGACACGGCGAUGUUAACUACGAACGCCACUACGCUCUUCUCUACGGCCGCUGAAACGACGAUCGCGCCGUCGACCGCAGCAGCGGCCGCCACUCAGCAAACUGUCACGACACCCAUGGCUGCCGAUGUACCAACAACAUCAGCUCCGGCUAGCACUUCCGGGCCAGUUCCUCAAAACACUCCGGCGCUGCCCGCGAGUUCCCUAACUACCGUCACCUCCGGCGAAAGCGCUCAGCCAGCUCCGUCCACUGGUGUGGAAAACGUCGCGGGCCAACCACCGAGCAUGGCUACGACGCCGAUGGACAGCCAGACUAGUUCGAGCACGGCGAGCAUGAUCGUGGUCGCCGGCAAUCAGAAUCCCCAAAUGCCAACAGCCGCCGGCGAUACCGCGACGAACGAGGCUACCACGGAGUCAAACGUGGGAGAUACGAGUACAAACACGCCGGCGGUUCCUAACACGAGUAUUCGAGUACCGACCGGCGUGGGUACGACGAUACUGACGGGGUCUGAUACCGAAGUUCCUUCUACGUUUGCCGCGAACACGGAGAUGCCGGUCGUGACGAACGCGACGAGCCCGAAUUCGUCGGCCGUGGAGACGAGUACCGAAACGACGGCAGCUGCCAGUACGAUUGUCGUCAACACCGUUACCGGCGAAAUUUCGAAUACCGCUAUCUCGAAUUCUCCAGCUCCCGUGACACCGAUAACUCCAGCGACUAUCCCGAAUCCCGCCAGCGGGACGAUGAUGGAUAACAGCAUUGUCCCGCAGCGGAAUACCGAGCCGUCAAUGACGCCGGGCAUUCCGCUCGGGGAAACCUCGGGAACGGGUAUCACGAUCGAUCUUACGACGGCGUCGAUGACCGAUGGGACUUUGGCACCGGUUAGCCCCGCAGGACCAGAAACGACAACAGUGAUAUCACCUGUCCCAGCGGCGAACGGGACUUCGGACGACCUCGCCGGAAACUCGAAUAACUUCACGAUUGCGGCUGCCGCGGCAAUUGAUAAUCAGACAGUCGCGUCUCUCGUCGUGGACGAAAAUACCAUCGCGAUGAGUCGGAAGAAGAAAUCGAUUCGGACCGAAUUAGAAUCGGAGAUGAGGGAUGUAACGAACGACAACACCGUUAAAGACGAGUCGACGAGCAAUGAACCGGCGGAACUUCGCAAACGUAGAACGAGGAGCCCGCGCGGGUAUUUUUCCAGUUAUCCAGACGAAGGCAUCUGGAUGCAGGAUUUAGACAUUUGGAAGUCGUAUAGCACGAUGAGUCCGAGAGAAUCCUCUGAAGAUUCUACAUCGGAAAUAGCGUUUUUGGUGAACGGUUGCGACAUUUAUUCGGUCUCAGGCUCCAGAUAUAUCGCCGUGCUGCCUUUCGCGUACUUCCCGUCGUUGCACGCUGUCGCGCUCGAGUUUCCCUUGGACGAUCCGCGAUACAAUAUCAUACUCCUCAUGCCAACGGAUAGAACGGACACGCAUCGUCUGGCGAGAGAUCUCAGCGGGAAGUCGUUGAGAUCGUUGAGGAAGCGAUUACAACCUACUUGGGUCAGGGCCACCAUACCUUCGUUCAUGUUGCGCGGUUUUGUCACACUUACGUCAUUUUUACAGAGGUUGGGAAUCUUGGACGUGUUCGAGCCGAGGGUGGCCGAUUUAUCACCCAUGACAGCUGAUCUCGGCGUAUACGCCAGGGAUGUGCAACAGAGUAUAGGGGUCAAUAUAAGGAAUUAUAUGAAACCCGACCGAACCCAUUCUCGUGAGUCGUCUAAUGUCGAAUCCCCCUCGAUCGUUCCACCUCGAAGGGACUAUUAUCGAUAUCGAUCUGCAGGUAACGGUCUGUUCGAGAGAGCCGGGCCUGUGCCUUUCACGGCUAUGCAUCCUUUCCUUUACUUCAUCGUCGAUACCGAGACUUCGGUGAGUCUGAUCGCCGGUCGAGUGGACGACCCGCUUAAUUCGAGAAUAUUAUAAGGAUGUAUCUAAGGUACUUAAGGUUUAAAUAAACACUCGUUUAUUUGGCGAUACUUAUAAA
Molecule: messenger RNA, 2829 nt
Organism: Odontomachus brunneus
Lineage: Eukaryota; Metazoa; Arthropoda; Insecta; Hymenoptera; Formicidae
Product: mucin-5AC
Exons: 7
Coding region: 255-2768 (837 amino acids)
Molecular function (GO): serine-type endopeptidase inhibitor activity
Source: RefSeq, a predicted model, not a curated record